CAACAUUCGCCGAGCCGGAUUGAUCGGUCAAGUCUGACCCGCGCCGCGUGCUCCUUCUUCUUCUUCUUCUUCUUCCCCUCGUUUGAUGUCCGUCCGCUCCUCGUUUCGCUCGCUGAUCCGCAGCACUCCCGCCCGGCGCCCGCCGUCCCGCGACCGCGACAUCUCGCCGCACGCCGGAGCCCUAACCCGCGGCAGCCGCGAUGUCGCACCCCCACCCCCAGGGCGACACCGUCCCGCUCCACCCCUCGUCGGCGCAGUCCGACAUGGACGAGAUCGAGAGCCUCAUCCACGCCGCCCCCACCGCCGCCGCCGUUCUCCCCGCGCGGCCCUCCUCCCCUCCGCGCGCGUCGAUCCCCAUCUCCAACUCCCCUCCCGUCGCCGCCCCGACCAGCUCCAAGCCCCAGCCCGUUCCCCCGUUCUCUUCCGCAGUGUCAUCGUCCUCCGCGCCGCCCCGCUCCGCCUCCGUCACCAUUCCCAUCGCCGCCGACGGGUUCGGAGCCCCGCCCAACACGCUCACCGAGCCCGUCUGGGACACCGUCCAGCGCGACCUCUCCCGCAUCGUCAGCAACCUCAAGCUCGUCGUCUUCCCCAACCCAUUCCGCGAGGACCCUGGCAAGGCGCUACGCGAUUGGGAUCUCUGGGGCCCCUUCUUCUUCAUCGUCUUCCUCGGCCUCACCCUGUCGUGGUCGGCCUCAGUUAAGAAGUCCGAAGUAUUUGCUGUUGCUUUUGCUGUACUAGCUGCUGGUGCUAUAAUCCUCACGCUGAAUGUGCUGCUUCUGGGCGGACACAUCAUCUUCUUCCAGAGCCUCAGUCUUCUUGGAUACUGCCUGUUCCCUUUGGAUGUUGGAGCUCUAAUUUGCUUGAUGAAGGACAACGUGGUACUAAAGAUAGUUGUGGUAGCAGUAACAAUAGCAUGGAGCUCCUGGGCAGCUUAUCCACUCAUGAGCACUGCCGUCAACCCAAGGAGAAAGGCUCUGGCGCUUUAUCCUGUCUUCCUCAUGUAUGUUUCUGUUGGCUUCCUCAUAAUUGCAAUAAAUUAAGGGUGGGAUGAUUGCUAUCGUGCCGUCGUUAGUCCUAAGAUUUUCCCAGCGAACCAGCAGAAUGCAUAUAGGUUUGAUCUGACUGGUUUAUUUCCUAUCCUUUGCCAGCUAUUUUGAUUUCUUUUCUUUAGUACGUACAUAAUGAAAGGUUGUAGGGCUAUAGGAUGUAGUCUGAAAAUUAUACGUGUUUGUAAAGGAACCUUUCUUUUUGGCACCCUUCUAGAUAAUCUGCAGGCUGCUGAAUGAGCUUGGGCAUGCCAUGCCGUUAGCACA
Brachypodium distachyon (stiff brome) is the source of this 1313-nucleotide messenger RNA. Its product is annotated as protein YIPF6 homolog. Gene Ontology annotation, biological process: endoplasmic reticulum to Golgi vesicle-mediated transport. The transcript has 3 exons. The record is from RefSeq and is a predicted model, not a curated record. Lineage: Eukaryota; Viridiplantae; Streptophyta; Magnoliopsida; Poales; Poaceae. Bases 201 to 1040 code for a protein of 279 amino acids. Gene Ontology annotation, cellular component: membrane; trans-Golgi network.